Molecule: messenger RNA, 4328 nt
Organism: Strongylocentrotus purpuratus (purple sea urchin)
Lineage: Eukaryota; Metazoa; Echinodermata; Echinoidea; Camarodonta; Strongylocentrotidae
Product: E3 ubiquitin-protein ligase HECTD3
Exons: 20
Coding region: 84-2570 (828 amino acids)
Molecular function (GO): ubiquitin-protein transferase activity
Source: RefSeq, a predicted model, not a curated record
GGCCUGACGUCAAGUGACUGGGAUCUGGGCCUGGGAAGCGUCUUGAAAGAUCACUGUUUUGUCUUUUGACUUGGGAUUUUAGGAUGUUUUCUCCGGUAUAUACACAAACCAGGGCAACAUUAGCCCGGAUAAGAUGUCUCCAAGAGUGUAUUGAAUGCUUCCGUGACGCAAAACGGCUCCCAGAAGCACUGUGUUACGUGCCGAGUGGACUCGAGUUCAAACUUUCCCAGACGUCGACGCGAUUAAAUGUUUACAAAAAUCCAGACAGGCAGACGGAAUGCAUCACCACCUUAACAGCAGAAAAUGAAAAUGAAAACAAGCUGUAUGUUGCUGGAUUGGCCAUGUGCAAUUCUCAAGGACAAUGGCUAAAAUUCGAGAGUCCAGUAGAAGGUUGGGUGCUGCUGUAUGACAGUAAGGCAAGCCAAGACGAUCCUCCGUCACUCCAACCAGUGGAAUCAAACAUAGCUAGUCCAUCAAGUCAACUACUUUUCGGAAAGACUGUCAAACGAAUUGAUGACUGGGAGGAGGUAGUAGAAGUGAGCUAUAGCCUGCGUAUUGGGAAGCUACCCGAGGUGAGACCAUCCCAUAGGGAAGGUGUGGAGGACCUAAGGAGCGUCCCUCCUAACUGGAGCCUUGAAUGUGAUGAGGAGCUAGCAAAGUUCCUCGGGGAACACACGGAUCAUGAGAAUGAGAAGCUGGGGAGUGUGAAGCAGUAUGUGGAGUCUGUGGAUGUAUCAUCAAGCUGGGAUGAUGAGAGUGCAUCGUGCCUGACAGACGGUGAUACUACCACGUACUGGGAGAGCGAUGGCAGGCAGGGUCAACAUUGGAUUCGACUUGGUAUGAGGAGGGGCACCAUUAUCAAGAAGCUGUUCAUCACAGUGAAUGCCCAUGAUGAUAACUACAUGCCUACCCAUGUUGUAGUGAUGGCUGGGGAUAGAGAGCAUCUCGUCAAGCUCAGUGACCAUACCAUCGAACAGACGUAUUCAGGAGACAUCUGUAUUCUAGAGGACAUGACACAGUUCUACUCCACAGUGGAAAUUAGGAUAAAGACGUGCAAGGAUGAUGGUGUAGAUACGAGGAUACAUGGAAUCAAGAUCAAGUCCCUCAAAGAGAGAGAUCUAGGACUCAAUAUAGAUCUGUUUGACAAGAAAGAACUUGUUAGGUAUCCAAGGUUGGAGCAUGUAGAUAAGGAGAAGUUAUACCAGAGGGCACUCAUCUUGCAAAGGUUCAUCAAGUUACUGGACAGUGCGGUUCAUUUCAUCGUACCAGCUUGGGAAUAUUCCGUUGGUUCUUUCCGUUCUCUAGAGGUCGUCCGUCAGUUUUUGCCACUCUCUAAGAAACGAAAUGGUCUCAUACAUCACUUCCUUAGCCAAUCAGAAACAGGGAGACCCUCUCGUAUGCCAAGGCUAUACAUCAACCGCCGCAGUGCUGCUGAUCAUAGGAUAGACCCCUUUAAGGACCCCUCCGGCAAGAAUUCUAUCUUCUCUCAGAUGUAUGAAGGACUGAAACCCAAGGACAAGUUUGAGAAGCCAUUGGAUUUCAGGUGGCCUCAGCAGUAUGAUCAAUGGUGGGAGUGCAAGUUUCUAUCAGAAGGGAUCAUUGACCAAGGAGGAGGAUUCCGUGACAGCCUUGCUGAUUUAGCAGAAGAGCUUUGUCCAACAGGGAAAGAUGAUCCUAUCCCUCUACCAUUCUUUAUUAGAUCACCCAAUCAGAACAAUGAUGAUUCCAACAUCAACCGAGAUGUGUACUUACCAAACCCAUCGUGUCGUCAGUUUGCCAAGUAUGAGUGGAUUGGGAUGUUGAUGGGAGCUUGUCUCAGAAGUAGAGAACAUCUGGUUCUGUCUCUACCAGCAUUUGUAUGGAAGCUGAUGGGUUAUGAACAUGUGACCUGGUCUAGAGACUUCAAGACAGUCGAUGCAGCUUGUGUGAAGAUGAUCGAACUGAUUGAAUCUAUGGACAGAGAAACCUUUGAGGCUUCAUUCGCCGGUGAGCUGACCUACACCACUAGUCUUAGUGACCAGACUAUUGUACCACUCAAGGAUGGCUGCACUGAUACACAUGUACUCUAUGAUGACAGGCAGGAGUACUGCAGGCUGGUGAAGAAGGCUAGAAUGGCUGAAUGCACAGAACAGGUGGAAUCUCUGAGACAAGGCCUUCUGAAGGUCAUUCCACAGGCUGUCCUUGACCUCUUGACCUGGCAGGAGCUUGAGAGGAAGAUCUGCGGUGACCCAAUGAUCACCGUGGAAGACUUGAAGAAGACAACAUUCUACGAAGACAUUGAGGAGUCUGACAUCAGAGUCAAGUACCUCUGGGAAGCACUCACUAAGUUCACUCAUGAGGAUAGAAGUCGUUUUCUGAGGUUUGUAACUGGUAGGAGACGUCUUCCGGCUCCUCUCUACAUCUGCCCAGAUAGAGGAGACAAGGUUGAUGCUCUACCAGAGUCAUCCACAUGUUCCAACACAUUGUUCUUACCAGUAUAUUCAAGUGCAAAGAUCACAGAGGAGAAGCUGAGGUAUGCUGCUUAUAAUUGUGUUGCCAUUGACACUGACAUGAGUCCUUGGGAUGAGUGAGAUGGCAUCGGGUCAACUGGACACAGAAAUGAGUAUAUGGGACCAGAGAAUGAUUUCUCUGCAUAGCACCGAUGGCUAGAUCUAAUUGAAAGGACUACCCAGUUGGUCCAUUAUGGCAAUCUGCCCAGGAUCUUUCUGUUCUUGUAGCUUUGCACAUGCUCAGUACUUGGACGGGUGAAAUUUGUGACCUGUUUAUUUGGGCUGUAACAUGCUUGCAUGAGUGGACGACUGGUGGACUAGUGCUGCAUCUCUCGACGAUCUGCUUCGAAGACAUGAAUAUGUUGUCUCUUGAGAGCUUGAAGGGCGUAAAUUCUGGAUUAAAGGAUAUGAGCCAACAUACUUCUGACUCUCUGCUAAUAAUAUGUAUUUUGCAAGCUGAAGGCAUUAUCAUACAUGAUCACAUCUCAAAUUCAAAAAAAGCAAUCUGUGGAACAAAAUAUAUUUGUGUGAGAUAAAACGUGACUUAUAGUUAAUGAGGAAACUUCUUGCAUUUCACUUUCUCUUUUAAUUGCACACAAGAAACAAAAAUGGAUUUUAGAAGAUUUGACAAUUUUAUAGAUUUAUUUAUUUUCAGAUAUGAUUACUGUUGUCCUUAUUUGAGAAAGUAGGACUUUUUAUGGGAAUAUCUGAUACAUACUCGACAUACAUACUCCUGCAGUAUAUACCAUUUCUUAGUGAUGAGUUUAAUGGCAUAACAAGAAUAUUAGUACACUGUUGAUGGCCUUGUAUGGAUCACUAAGCCUGCAAACAGAUGGAUUUUAUUAUUUUAAUCUUUUUUAGUUCAUGUCUUUAGUAUCUUUCUAGAAGGGUAUGACCCUCUUCAAAUAAUUAUGUCUGUACUGAAAUGCUUGUGUAUUCAAGAAAUCCACAUCUAAGUAUGUAUGUCAUGCUAUGUUAGAGCAAUUGCCUGUGUCUCAAAUAUAUUAUAUUGUUAAGACUAUUAAGUAUAUUAUUGUUAAUUACCCUCUUAGUCUACAUUAUGUUGAAUGUAACAGGAGUAUUGAAAGGAACAAUAAAUAUAAUUAUUCUACACUUUCUCUGUUUCAUAGUCCGUGUCUAAAAUACUGUUUAUCAUUUUGAGGCUAUGAAGAUAGCAUUGGAAAGAUAAUGAUAAAAAACAGUGAGAAAUGUUUGUAAAAGUAUUUGACUUUGCAGGUAUCUUUUGCAUCCUUCUCAUGUGCAAACAAGAAACAAAUAGAGAAAAGAUAUACAUGCUCUCUUUUAAAUUCUGAUAAUCUUUAGCUUGAAACUGGCUCAUAUUUGUUAUUAAAGGUACAUUACUUACAUGCACAAAUCCACGAUAUUUAUGAAAACCGUUGAGCAACUCUUAGAAACGUAAUACCAGCUUUGUUGGUAUUUUCUACUUGUAUAUCCAAGGAUGAAUAUAAAUCACUUUAUUUCCUUUUUAUUGUAAUUCUUGGCAUGGGCUGUAAUACAAUCGGUAAAAAAAACUUCAGAUAGUUAAGAGUCCUUGAGUGAAAGAGUUCCAUAGUAUUUUAAUACCAACUGCAAAAGAAAACUUGUCAUGGUUCUUUUCACAAAUACAAUGUUCAGAUGAGAAUUAUGUGUGUUCAUGUCUCAUUUUCAGAUUACUAUGUAAGGUGCUUAUAUGUAGAGCUGAGGAUUUUUGAAAACAAUCUAAUUGAUUCGUAUUUAUUUUGUUGGCAGAACUUGUCAUUUGUACAUCUUAAAAUGUGUAUUAGUGAUGCUGAUAUAUUGUACAAGAGGUGUAAUAAAACCAUAUACGUGCAAAAUAUA